Messenger RNA from Octopus sinensis (East Asian common octopus), 609 nucleotides. Its product is annotated as basic phospholipase A2 homolog 2-like. The record is from RefSeq and is a predicted model, not a curated record. Gene Ontology annotation, biological process: lipid catabolic process; arachidonate secretion; phospholipid metabolic process. Gene Ontology annotation, molecular function: A2-type glycerophospholipase activity; calcium ion binding. The transcript has 5 exons. Lineage: Eukaryota; Metazoa; Mollusca; Cephalopoda; Octopoda; Octopodidae. Bases 55 to 582 code for a protein of 175 amino acids.
UUGUGUUGCUAUGGUUUCACUCAAGAGAGUCCUUUUGAAGUCAAAUCAAUAACAAUGGUUUUAUUCCGUUAUUUAAUAUAUUUCAGUUUCUGCUUUUUUGUUGCAGGUUCAAGACAAAAUCAUGCAUUACAUCGAAUCAAGAAGGAUGAAAAGAAAAGUAGACAUCCGCGGGACUUGACUUCAGAACCUCAAGGUCAUCCUCCGACUGAUAUAAUUUCCGAUUUAGGUACAAUGAUCAAGAUUCUUACUGGGAAAGAUGACAUUGAAUUUAAUGUUUACGGUUUAUAUUGUGUAAGAGGAUAUGGUGGCUUUGGCAUUCCAGUUGAUUCUAUUGACAGAUGCUGUCAACAAUAUAAUUACUGCUAUGCAAAAGUUCGUAAGAACGAUUGCUUAUUAUCAAGAAUGGAGAGACUGAAAUAUGAUUGGCAUUAUGACGGAAAAGACAUAAUUUGUGUUAACACACAGAAAUGUCUGAAGUCUAGGUGUUCAUGUGACAAAUUAAAAGCUACAUGUCUUCGUAACCACAUGGAAGAAUAUAACCCGUCGUUCCUCGGAAGAUUCUUGGACCAAAUAAUUGGAUGAUAUAUAGUAAAAUCACACGUUUUGUAA